GAGAGCCUCCUGCCAUGUGCCAGACUCAGCUGAUAAAGGCAGCAGAAGGUGAUAAUGUGACUCUUCAGUGUCGUCUGGAUCCUCCGGUCAACCUGUCUGCUUUCACCGUGGACUGGACGAGACUUGACAACAAGGAUAUCGUCCACGUCUAUCGACAUCAACAGGACGAUCCUGAUCCACAGACGGAUCAAUACAGAGGCAGGACGACUCUCCUCCAUGAAGACCUGAUCAGAGGAGUCCUGACUCUGCACAUCUCCUCAGUGAAGCUGUCUGACAGAGGACUUUACAAAGGCUUUGUCCCAAACCUGAAGACCAGCUGUGUUGUUGACCUCAUUGUUGAAACAGUGGGAAAAGACCAGCAGAACGAGACAAAGAGAGAUUAUUCCAGCACAACUGGAUCUCCAGAGGAAGAAGAGACAGAGCCAGACGGUCGUGGUGGUGGAAACAGGAACGCUGGCCGUGCUGGGAUCAUUUCCUCUGUCUUCAUCAUUCUCUGCCUUGUUAUCGUUGUUCUGCUUCUGAAGAUGCACGGAACAAUCCCCACCAGACUCCAUUCAUAAAAACAAAGUGUGUGAAAAAGCUCGGAGGAUCGAAAGAGCAAAAACCAGAGAUGGUGUCAAACAGAUCUGAAGGAGAAAUGCUGAACAACCGAGCAGCAGACGAGGACCUGGAGGGGUCUGCAGGAAACGGCUCGUCUGAGAGGACGACAGCAGCGUAAUAUUAUUCUGAUUUGUCCUGGUGCAAAUAAUUUCUUGUGCCCCCCCCGCUCCAAAAAGCACAUUAGUAUACACACAGACACACAACGGAUGCCACACAAUUGAAGGCAAAAUCUGACUCAAACCACCACAGUCUCUGAAUAUCAAAUCAACAAAAAGCAGCUGACACAGUAUCAAUAACAACAGAACAAAAAGUGAUCAAGAAAAGCACAGCAACUCUUUCAACAUAGUAUAAAUGAAUGGAUGACAGCAUCUGAUCAUGAUCCACGUGGCAAUUGUCACUGUCCCUCAUGGGCCUUUUAAUCAAUUGGGCCAAAAACUAAACAUUAUAAACUUGAUGAAGGAGGACUGUUGUAUUAGAGUGUAUUAGGUUUAGCUGUAAUAAACUGCCA
Molecule: messenger RNA, 1108 nt
Organism: Micropterus dolomieu (smallmouth bass)
Lineage: Eukaryota; Metazoa; Chordata; Actinopteri; Centrarchiformes; Centrarchidae
Product: myelin-oligodendrocyte glycoprotein-like
Exons: 5
Coding region: 15-560 (181 amino acids)
Source: RefSeq, a predicted model, not a curated record